GCCUAUAAAUUGCCGUGUGAGACGUCGGGGGCUUUACUUUUGGUCUUGCCGCCGUCACCGUAUGAUCGUGUUCGAGCUUCGUUGCGACUCCUUCCGUUUCUACAACUCCAGCAGCUUGGCAUUCAGUGCUUCUCCUUGCGUCGAGCUACUCCCCAGUGUGAUCCGCUUGGAAAACGCCUGUCUGCCUUCUGGAGUUCCGUGCGGUUCUGCCACGUUUCCGGUUCCUGUGUGCUGUACGACGUUCCGGUCCUCCUCGUGCGUGCGUGCAGUGCACUCAGAGUCGUUCCUGUUUUCGUCUGAGUUAAUCAUGAAAAGGACGUCGACUGGUGUUCCCGUGGCAGCCGGCCAGCCCUCGACAUCGGGAGUCUGCCAGCCCGCCUCCGGAGCCAUCCAGCCCUCAACAUCGGGGGCAGCACAGGUAUGUGCACCAACACCACCAGGGAAUGGGUGUGCUUUCUGUAGCAAAGUUUUUACCGCUAGCCACAGUGCUAGACGGCAUGAGAAAGUGUGUGCAGCUAAUCCUGGCCGCACUGUUAACAACCAGUGCCAUACUUGCGGCAUGACACUAAGCCGCAAAGAUAGUUUGACCCGCCAUAUGCGAACUUGUGCGGGCACCACCGAGCACAGCUCAGGCUCAAGGUGUAAAUUCUGUGGUCAAGUAUUUGAACAUAGUCGUCAUGCCAGACGCCACGAGCAGAGCCAGUGCCACUUCAAUCCCGAGCGCAUAACAUUUACAUGCACUACAUGCCAGGGCGAGUUUACUCGAAAAGAUACGCUGUUUGUGCACAACAAGACGUGCAAGGGCCUGGCUCCCAAGAGACGGUGCGUAGACGCGACCUCUGGCCUGCAACAGCCCGGCCCCAGCACUCAUCCGCAAUACGUGGCGAGUGUGCCCGACCAGGCUCGAGUAGACUUGGAGGCGCAAGCGCCUGACCAGGCCCAGGUAGACUUGGAGGCAGGCGGUACCGGGUUCGUUGAGGCGGAGACUGCGUUCCGUCGCAACCUGAAGACGUAUGUCGCAGAAAACAAUGGUACAACAAAAGAUAUUUAUACUUACAUGGCCCAAAUGAAGAAUAAUCUCAUGAAUCAGAUAACCAAUGAAGUCAAUGAAAAUGGUCCAGUAAAAUUCAAUAUCUGGCUCGAGUGCGACUAUGCAAAGCCUGCUCCCUUCGAUGAAGGUGUCGAAGAGAGCAUUCAAGACAAAAAAUAUUCCCAUAUAUGAGGUAAGCGAAAUCGAGGAAGCAAUUGAUGACAGUAUCCUGAAAAUAUGCAAGGAGGAGGAGGACUACAUCAGCAAGGGAUCCGGGUGGACCUUGUCUGUCGUGAAGCGAAUCCAGCUCCGCUUCAACAAGCUUGUCCCUCUUCGAGUCUCCUCAUAUAUUGACCUGCCUGUCGCCAUCAAGAACAGGAAAGCAUGCAUAAACCCCAUGAACCUGGAAGACAACGAGUGCUUCAAGUGGGCCAUACUGGCGCGAUAUGUGGAGGGGGAACAUGCCAACCGAGUUGACAAGCGCUACCACGACCUGGAGAAAAAUUUUGAUUUUUCAGGACUCGAGUAUUUGAGCGAAACAACAAAGAAGUGUCUGUCAAUGUCUACAGCAUUGACGAAGACAACAAGAUCGUGCCGGUGCGUGUGGGGAAGGAGGAAAAACGUAAUCAUUUCGGCCUCCUGCUGCUGUCUAACGAAGAAAACAACUCUCAUUUCUGCUUUAUAAAAAAUUUCUAAAGACUCGUCCGGCCUCAGAUCACAGCCCACAAAGAGAAAAUACAUGUCUGCAAGAGGUGCUUCACGUACUACGAUGAGAGGCCUCAUGUUUCGGGACUGUCAGGGCAGCAGUGUCUCGACGCGCACAAAACGUUCUGCAAAACCCAUGCUCCCGUGCGCGUCGAGAUGCCUAAAGCUGACAAGAACGGCCAGCCCCCAGUCCUGGAAUUCAAAAACUAUCACCACAUGUCCAAGAUGCCCAUUGUUGCAUACGCAGACUUUGAGGCCAUGCUCGUGCCCAUCUCAUCAUGCUAGCCAGACCCCCAGCAAUCGAGCACUCAUGCGUACCAAAAACAUGAAGCAUACAGCUAUUGUAUCUAUGUCAAGGUCGACAAUAGCGUGAUCCCAGCCACGCUCACUUCCUCGCUGCCGCAAGAACCAAUUCUAUAUAGGGGCCCCGAUGCUGAGAAGAAAUUCGUGGAGACGAUUGUUAUAAUCGGAAACCAAGUAAAAAACAUUUAUGAGACCAGCAUACCCAUGACGAUGCUGACGGCACAGGAGUAUGCCAGCUUCGUCGCAGCCCAUCAGUGCUGCUACUGCAAUGCGGUAUUUACCAUUGAUAAUUACAAGGUACGAGACCACGACCACUUCAGUGGGAAGUACCUUGGUGCCGCCUGCAACAGCUGCAAUCUCCUGCGCAGGCGGCCCAAGAAACUCGUGGUCACUUCCACAAUCUGGCCUAUGAUGAGAAGUUCAUCAUCAAGAAACUGGGCUACGACAAUAAAGAAAUAUUCAUCAUCCCCCACACGCAGGAAAAAAUGAUUACCUUCUCGAAAAGUCUGGGCAACAAAUUCUCCGUACAGUUUGUCGAUAGUUUCAGGUUCAUGGCUCACAGUUUGGCGUCCCUUGCCUCGUACCUGCCAGCCGACCAAUUCACGGACACCAUGAAAUUUUUUACUCGUGACGAAAUGGCCCUUGUCACGAGGAAGGGUGUGUUCCCGUAUGACUAUGUUUCCAGCUGAGAGAAACUGGACGAGCCGCAACUGCCACCACAAGAUUACUUUUAUAAUAUAUUGAAUGACUCGCACAUAACUAAUGAUGACUACGAACAUGCAAAGGCAGUGUGGGAAACAUUCGGCUGCGUGACCCUGGGCGACUACAGCAACGUCUAACUCAAGACGGACGUGCUGCUGUUGACUGACGUGUUUCAGAACUUUCGUCGGCUGUGCCUGCAGACGUACGGCCUUGACUGCAGCCAUUACGUCAGCGCACCAGGGUUCGCGUUCGACGCAAUGUUGAGGCAGACGGGGGUACGACUUGAGUUGAUGAGCGAUUACGACAUGUACAUGUUCGUCGAAGCUGGGAUCAGGGGUUGUGUCGCGCAAGUGAUAAAGAGACACUGCAAGGCGAACAACAUCUGCCUGCCCCAUACCUACGAUCCCAGCCAACCAUCAACUCAUGUUGCGUACCUGGACGCCAACAAUCUGUAUGGGUGGGCCAUGUCGUUGCCUCUUCCAGUUAGCGGCUUCAAGUGGGUGGGCGCUGAUAUCGACGUGAUGUCGAUACCUGACGAGGGGUAGACGGGCUACAUCCUUGAAGUCGAUGUGGAGUAUCCGUCUGCCCUCCACGAGGACCACAAAGAUCUACCGUUCCUGCCUGUCAGCCAGUGCCCACCCGGCUCGCGUCAGUCGAAAUUAAUCACAACACUGGAAUCCAAAGAAAAUUAUAUAAUUCAUUUUAGAAACCUGAAACAGGCCAUCAAGCACGGACUGAGACUCAAGAAAAUUCAUAGAGUCCUCGAAUUCAAGCAGCGUGCAUGGAUGGAGCCAUUUAUUACGAAAAAUACGUUGAAACGACAGGCAGCUACAAAUGAUUUUGAAAACGAGUUCUUUAAGCUUGCCAACAAUUCUUCUUUUGGAAAACUCUGUGAGAACAAAUUUCGUCGACAGUGUAUGGAACUUGUAUGUAGUGAAGGCAGGCUACGUAAAGUUGUGGCAAAGCCAGCGUUCCAGGACCGAACCAUCCUUGAUGAGUCUCUGACGCUGGUGAGACUACAGCAAGAAACAAUCUUUCUUGACCGCCCAAUAUAUGCGGGGUUCACGGUCCUGGACUUGUCCAAGACGUUAAUGUAUGGGUUCCAUUAUGACGUAAUGAAAGAAAAAUAUAAGGAUGACAUCACGCUGGCGUACAUGGACACGGACAGCUUCAUAUACGAGAUCAAGACGCGUGACUUCUACCAGGACCUGGCCGACGACGCCGCGCUCCUGGACGAGUUCGACACCAGCAGCUAUCCCAUUGGUCACCCCUGCUACUCGCCCGCCAAUAAAAAGGUGGUGGGCAAGUUCAAAGACGAGUGCAGUGGAGUGGCAAUGGAGGAGUUCGUCGGCCUAAGGGCAAAGCUGUACACCUACAAAUACAAUAAUAAUAUAACAAAAA
Bacillus rossius redtenbacheri is the source of this 4141-nucleotide messenger RNA. RefSeq names its product zinc finger protein 319-like. Bases 62 to 1222 code for a protein of 386 amino acids. Gene Ontology annotation, cellular component: nucleus. The transcript is spliced from 4 exons. Gene Ontology annotation, molecular function: RNA polymerase II transcription regulatory region sequence-specific DNA binding; DNA-binding transcription factor activity, RNA polymerase II-specific. The record is from RefSeq and is a predicted model, not a curated record. Gene Ontology annotation, biological process: regulation of transcription by RNA polymerase II. Lineage: Eukaryota; Metazoa; Arthropoda; Insecta; Phasmatodea; Bacillidae.